GCGUUUACUUCCUGUUUUGGUCCGAGUCGCAAAGUGACAGCCUCGUGCGUCUGUUAAAGUUUGGAUCUAUAUAAAUAUGAGUGAAAGUGAAUCAAACCAGAGACAGAUUUUAAAUUAGUGAAUGAAAUAAAAGUUUAGAAUCACGUAGUCACGCAGCGGGGGGGAUGGAGCUCCGGAGUCCAUAACAACCGGAAAGUUUCAGGUCCAAACUGAAAACAGGAGAGAGGAGCCGGACCGAAACAACCCGAGAGAGACCGAGGAGCAUCGGGGAGUAGACCAUGUCAGACCUGGACGUCUCCCUGCGGCGUUCUCUGGUUUUGGGGCUGGAGGUUUUGGAGCGAGCGUCCAAACGAAGAGUGGACUGGACCCGGAUCAGGCCUAUGGGCCACAGCUUGAACAGUGCUCAGAGAGAGUCCAGAGAAGAGAGACACGAAGAGACAAAACAAAAGACCCCAGAGCACAGAGGACAGAGAGCUGGUGUAGAGUUGACCGAAGCAUUUUCCUCACUCUCUGGUUUUAUGUGCCAAAUGUCUCUGCUCUGUCAGAGGUACCACGUGUCUCUGGCCUCUCUCUCGCACUCGGAGCACACUCAUGUUUGCAGGUUCCACAGCUCCUCGUCUGCUCCUCUCUCCUCCUCUGCACCUGCUUCUGCUCCUCUCUACUCCUCCAGCCACCCUAUGCCUCGUGAGGACUUUUACAUCGAGGUUCGCCCGGGCACUUACUCCAUCACCGCCUCCGACCCCGAAUCUCCACGGCAUCACCUGGUCUCCCCUGGCAACGAAACUCCAUGGCAACAGACUCACCUGGUCUCCCUGAACGACGGAGAGACCGUCCUCCUGACCUUUCACCUCUGACCCCUGAGUGACCCUCUGGAGACAUGAUAUAAAACCUCAACAGAGUUCAGAUUUUUUAAAGUUUAUUUUUUAUAAUUCAAAGUCCAAACCAUGAAAAGAAGAUGGACAGUUUAAACCCAUUCAAAUUAACCACAACGUUUUAAUAUAUUUUAUUUUAUAGUUGUUUUUUUACUAUACUUUGACAAAAUUAGCAGCAAACCAAUUACAAAUUUAAAUCCUCAACUUAAAACUGGAAAAAGUCACCGAAAUUAAGACAAUAUUGAUUUAAAAUGUAAAACCCAAAUUUUACAUUUUAAAGCAAUUUUAAAACUCACAAGACUCCAUUUUGUUUCUGUGAUCAGGGUUUUGUUUUGGUCGUAGUUUUGGUGUAUCUCACAGACUGUAUAAAGAAGAGAACUGAGGCAGUGUGACGUCAACCACAGCGUUCACCUCCAAAUGAAGCUCAUCGAGGAUAGCAGUUACAGCAGCUUAUCUGCAAUCAGGGACCAUAUUUGGAAAUCCACAAAACCAAGCCAAUCAGGAGCGAGGCUGUUGAAGGUACAAACCCUUUUCUCGCCCGUACCACUGGUUUAGGAGGGAGCUGGUACUUAGCCACGAAGCUGUCAAUCAAACCUACUACUGACACUAGUGGGAGCAACCUCGGGGACCGCAGACACUGGAUUUGUCUGUUAUUAAUGUUCAUACCUUGGUUUACAGACACAAUAGUGAAAUAAAAACCCCAGGAUCAUGUAGAGCAGGUGAAUACAAAAAUUUUAAGACUCAAAUGAUGAGUCUGACAGCAGCAGUUACAAAGAGAGGAGCCACAGUUUUUCAGUGUAAAGUGAAUUGGAGUCGAUGGAGCCGGAAGCCGCCAUGCUCACAUCCUGUUUGGAACAUGGCGGCUAGCAGGUUAGCUAUGUCUAUUUAUAUAUACAGUCUAUGGUGUAUCUAUGUAUCCUAACACCUUAAGUCUAAAACCAGGUAGAAAAGCCAUAAAGCGUUGAGCCAUUUCACCUUUUCAGACCUUCUGUAUUUUAAGCAUGAAUAUAAAAGAUUCACCAGGGUUUGACCAUGACAGUAUUAAAACCUGCACAACAACAUCAUGGUGUUCAAAUAUAACCUUUAUUUUUUUUAAGUGUUUUUGGAGAAUCUUGAAAUGCACUGAUUUUUAAUAAAAGCUGCACUUUUUAAUAAAGUAUUUUAAACAUGUUCUGUGUUUAAAGGAGCUCUAUGUAACUUUCCAGGUGUUGUCUCCAUGGAGAUGUUGUUUGGCUUGGAAUGUUCCACAGUUUGGCAUUAAACUUGGCGAUUUCCAUGGAGACAAACAGCUGUCUGACCCCCAAGCAGUGCUCUAAACAGGGAAUAGUGAGGACAUUCGGACAUACCAAGUAUUCUUUGGCAAACUCUUGUAACUGAAAAACUAAAAGGCCUCACCAUAAAAGUGUAUUUGUUUAUUUAUUGACCUUAUAUUAAAGGGCCCAGAUUAUAC
This is a messenger RNA of Periophthalmus magnuspinnatus, 2322 nucleotides long. RefSeq names its product A kinase (PRKA) interacting protein 1 (gene akip1). NCBI's taxonomy places the organism in Eukaryota, Metazoa, Chordata, Actinopteri, Gobiiformes, Gobiidae. The transcript is spliced from 5 exons. Gene Ontology annotation, cellular component: nucleoplasm. The record is from RefSeq and is a predicted model, not a curated record. The coding region runs from base 279 to 854 and encodes 191 amino acids. Gene Ontology annotation, biological process: regulation of non-canonical NF-kappaB signal transduction.